AUGCGGAUAACUUUUUGCACCGAUCUCGACAAAAGUGUCGUUGUGGCAAACUGUGAAAAACGCGGUUGGAUACAAGUGGGGCCCGAAGAUGAUUGGAAUAUUUAUUGGGCGGGGACUCAGACUUGUAGGAGUUUGUUUAGUGUGGAUAGUGGAUACCGCAUGCACGAUAAUCAAUUAAUCAAUCAUUUCCCCAAUCAUUACGAAAUCUCCCGUAAAGACUUGCUCGUGAAAAACAUCAAGCGCUACCGACGCGAUUUGGAAAAAGAAGGCAAUGUUUUGGCCGAACGUGGAGAUUCAAAAUACCUCCACCUUGAUUUUAUUCCUGUAACUUUCGUGCUCCCAGCUGACUAUAACAUGUUCGUUGAAGAGUACAGAAAGGCGCCUCAGAGCACUUGGAUCAUGAAACCGUGUGGCCGAUCGCAAGGCUCCGGUAUUUUUCUCAUCAAUAAAUUAUCAAAGCUCAAACGCUGGUCACGCGAGGCCAAAAGCCCCUUCCAGCAGCAACUCACCAAAGAGAGCUACGUCAUUUCCAAAUACAUCGAUAAUCCUCUCCUAAUCGGCGGCAAAAAAUUCGACUUGCGCCUUUACGUCCUUGUUACGUCUUUCCGUCCCUUGAAAGCGUACCAGUUCCGGUUGGGUUUCUGCCGCUUUUGCACCGUCAAAUACGACUCAAGUGUGGCAGAGCUCGACAAUAUGUACGUCCAUUUGACGAAUGUGUCCGUACAAAAACAUGGGGGUGAGUACAACUCGCUUCAUGGUGGCAAGUUAAGUGUGCAAAACUUGCGGCUCCAUUUGGAGAGCACACGAGGGAAGCAAGUGACUGAGCGUCUUUUUGACCAAAUCAGUUGGUUAAUCAUUCAUUCACUCAAAGCUGUAGCUCCGGUGAUUGCCACCGAUCGACACUGUUUCGAAUGCUACGGCUACGACAUCAUCAUUGACAACAAGCUCAAACCGUGGCUUAUUGAAGUAAAUGCCUCACCGUCGCUAACUUCAACCACGGCCAAUGAUCGUAUUUUGAAACACAAACUCAUGGAUAAUAUUUUCUCGAUUGUUGUGCCCCCAUCUGGGCUACCUGAUGUUCGUUGGAAUAAAAUUCCGAGUCAGGAGGCGCUAGGUGACUUUGAGCUGCUGAUAGACGAGGAUUUGAUUCAUUUGCACGAAACUGAGAAUAAUAGUUACUUGUUGAAGAACAAUAGGUGGAAGUAAAGGCGUCUUUGUGUUAAAUAAAUAUACAUUUAUUAUAAA
This is a messenger RNA of Tribolium castaneum (red flour beetle), 1245 nucleotides long. RefSeq names its product Tubulin tyrosine ligase-like 1B (gene TTLL1B). The record is from RefSeq and is a predicted model, not a curated record. Lineage: Eukaryota; Metazoa; Arthropoda; Insecta; Coleoptera; Tenebrionidae. Gene Ontology annotation, cellular component: cilium. The transcript is spliced from 5 exons. The coding region runs from base 1 to 1206 and encodes 401 amino acids. Gene Ontology annotation, molecular function: tubulin binding; tubulin-glutamic acid ligase activity. Gene Ontology annotation, biological process: microtubule cytoskeleton organization; protein polyglutamylation.